UUUAUCAUAAGAAUUUACUGUAAUGCGACAGUAAUGUGAUAAUAACUACUCUUACUCGUAAUUUUCCGCUCAUUUUAACCCCGCCCAGCCUCCCCUCUCUCCGGACCGUCGGGUCAGCUGUUUUUACACUUUGCCUCCCUGCAGCCCCCGGAACAUCUCUCUACCUCAACAUGUUACAGUGAACCGGCUCUGAUCAGCUCCUCCAGGGGGGAAACUUUCAGUAUACUUUCGUUUAUUCUUUCUUCUUCUGCGACUCCAGAGGAGCAACAGGUGUUCCGUCGAUACGAGCAGGGUGUUUGGUCCAGCGGUCCUCUUCCGUCUGUAUUCUACCUUUCUCUCCUCCAUCCAUCGCCCAGCCAUGUCAGGGGACAUUGUGCAGCGGCUCAGUGCUUUGACGUUAAGCAUCAAACACCUUGGCAGCUACCCCCGGUUCUUGGACCUCAUCCCUUCCUCAGUUCCAUCCCCCAGCCCCACCGUUGCCGCUUCCCAGGUCCCCAGCCUGUUCAGAGAGCCUUACAUCCUGUCAGGCUACCGUCCGGUCCAACAGGACUGGCGCUGCUACCUCCUCAGCCUCUUUCAGAGACACAAUGAAUCCCUGAACGUGUGGACUCACUUGUUGGCAGGUCCUGUGCUGCUGCUCCGCUGGUGGGCCAACGUAAGCACUCUGGGGUACACCUUGGACACAGCCUCUCUACCUCUGACCAUCUUUCUUGGGUCUUCGCUCAUCUAUCUGUUUUUCAGUGUGGCAGCUCACCUCAUGCAGUCUCACUCUGAACGUGCACACUACUUCUUCUUCUUCAUUGACUAUGUGGGUGUUGCUUCGUAUCAGUAUGGUUGCUCACUUGGACAUUAUUUCUACGCAUCAGAGCCGGCAUGGAGAGAAAGCUGCAUAGGGCUUCUGUUUCUACCUGGAGCUGCAUUAUUUGGGUGGCUUUCCUGUGCGGGCUGCUGCUUUGCUAAGGCCAGGUACCGGCGGCCAUAUCCAUUGCAGCGCAAAAUCUGCCAGCUGAUCCCUACCACCUUAGCAUACCUGCUGGACAUCAGCCCUAUAGUGCACCGCCUGUUCACUGUCUCCUGGACACAGGAACCGUCGCUGCCUUUCCAUGCCCUCCAGAUCAUCUCUUUCCUUCUGUCUGCCCUCUUCUUCUCCUGUCCCAUCCCUGAGCGUUUCUUUCCGGGCCACUGUGACUUUGUGGGUCAGGGUCACCAGAUCUUCCACCUGUUUCUGUCCCUGUGCACCCUGUUCCAGCUUGAGGCUCUGUUCCAGGACUACGCCAGGAGAAGGAAUACAGUGGUGGAGGUAUUUGGAGAGAGGCAGCUGUGGUGGGCUUGUGUAUCCUUCCCAGCCCUGUUCCUGUGCUGCAUCCUGACAGCAUUCGUCACGAUGAGGCACGUGGCUAAGCAACUGCAGGGUAAACAAGAGAAGUGACAAGUGUGCGUGUGUGUGUGAGUGAAAGAGAUAGAUAGGGGUUGGGUUGAAAUGUACCAAAUUUUAUUAUUAUUUAUAAUAUUACAACUAAUAAA
Larimichthys crocea (large yellow croaker) is the source of this 1524-nucleotide messenger RNA. RefSeq names its product progestin and adipoQ receptor family member VIII (gene paqr8). Gene Ontology annotation, biological process: response to steroid hormone. NCBI's taxonomy places the organism in Eukaryota, Metazoa, Chordata, Actinopteri, Sciaenidae. The transcript is spliced from 2 exons. The record is from RefSeq and is a predicted model, not a curated record. Gene Ontology annotation, molecular function: steroid binding; nuclear steroid receptor activity. Gene Ontology annotation, cellular component: plasma membrane. Bases 359 to 1429 code for a protein of 356 amino acids.